Molecule: messenger RNA, 5610 nt
Organism: Anopheles moucheti
Lineage: Eukaryota; Metazoa; Arthropoda; Insecta; Diptera; Culicidae
Gene: Karybeta3
Product: importin-5
Exons: 5
Coding region: 270-3620 (1116 amino acids)
Biological process (GO): protein import into nucleus
Cellular component (GO): nucleus; cytoplasm
Molecular function (GO): nuclear import signal receptor activity; small GTPase binding
Source: RefSeq, a predicted model, not a curated record
GCUAAUCGCAGAAAAUUGUAGCGCAUGUAGUGAAAGGAAUUACACUGGUGGAACUCGUAAAAAAACGUGCAACGUGAAUCUUGCACACACGCCGUAAAGUUGUUCGCUAGCGGUGCAGUGAUAUACGGCCAUCCCGCGUUCCGAAGGAGGCCAGCAAGGGAGCGACCACGAAAAUCGCCCGUGUUUCAAGCAAGAAGGCGCCAGCAUCCACGCUAGCAGUGUUGAAGCAUUGCUGUCCCCAGCGAGUGUAGCGGAUAGAUGCGAAAAUAAUGGCUGCAGGAGAUCAGGACCAGUUUCAGCAGCUGAUGGGCUCGCUCCUGUCUACGGACAAUGAAGUUCGUACGCAGGCAGAGGAGGUGUACAAUGGAUUGCCGUGUGAAACAAAGGUUCCGCACCUGCUCGGCACGAUACAGAACCCACAGAUGGCGGAAGAUGCCCGGAUGCUAGCCGCCGUUCUGUUGCGACGAUUGUUUUCAUCGGAGUUUCACGAAUUUUACGAACCGCUCCCACCGGAAGCGAAGGAACCGCUGAAGCAACAGAUCCUUCUGACGCUGCAGCAGAAUGAGUCGGGCAGCAUGCGACGAAAGAUCUGCGAGAUGGUGGCGGAGGUCGCUCGAUGCAUGAUCGACGACGACGGUAACAACGAAUGGCCGGAGUUUUUGCAGUUCCUGUUCCACUGUCACAAUAGUACGAACGUGCAGCUGCAGGAAGCCGCCCUGCGCAUAUUCGCCUCCGUGCCCGGCAUUUUCGGCAACCAGCAGGCGCAACAUUUGCCGCUGAUCAAGCAAAUGUUUAUCAAAUACCUGGAACCGACCUCCGAUCAGGAGGUUCGCUUCCAGGCCGUCCGCGCGUACGGCGCGUUUGUGCUGCUGCACGACAAAGAGGAGGAUGUGAAGCGUCAGUUUGCCGAUCUGCUACCGCAGGUGAUUAUGAUCACGGCCGAAAGUAUCGAGCUGGGCGAUCCGCAGAACCUGAUGCAGCUGCUGAUCGACAUGGCCGAAGGUGUGCCAAAGUUCUUCCGUCCGCAGCUGGAACCCAUUUUCGAGCUCUGCAUGAAAGUGUUCAGUACGGUGGACAUGGAGGACAACCUGCGCCAUCUGGCUCUGGAGAUGAUGGUUUCGCUGGCGGAAAAUGCAUCGGCGAUGGUGCGCAAACGGGCGGAAAAGUACGUCGCCGCGCUGGUGCCACUCAUCCUGCAAAUGAUGACCGACCUGGAAGACGACGACGAGUGGUCGGUGUCGGACAAGAUCACGGAGGACGACACGAGCGACAACAACGUUAUCGCCGAAUCGGCACUGGACCGAUUGGCCUGUGGGCUCGGUGGUAAAACGAUUCUGCCGCACAUCGUAAACAACAUUCCAAACAUGCUGCUCAGCCCGGACUGGAAGCAACGGCAUGCCGCCCUGAUGGCCAUAUCGGCUGCGGGCGAGGGUUGCCAGAAGCAGAUGGAAGCGAUGCUGGAGAACAUUAUGCAGGGCGUGCUGAAGUAUCUGGUCGAUCCUCAUCCGCGCGUACGGUACGCGGCUUGUAACGCGAUCGGCCAGAUGGCAACCGACUUUGCGCCCAUUUUCGAGAAAAAGUUCCACGAACAGGUCAUACCGGGGUUGCUGAAUCUGCUCGACGAUGUGGAAAAUCCACGCGUUCAGGCGCAUGCCGGUGCGGCUCUGGUUAACUUCAGCGAGGACUGUCCGAAAAACAUUCUGACGCGCUACCUGGACGCGAUUAUGGCCAAGCUCGAAAUGAUUCUGACCACCAAGUUUAAGGAGCUGGUCGAGAAGGGUACCAAGCUGGUGCUGGAACAGGUAGUGACGACCAUUGCAUCGGUGGCGGACACCACGGAGAAGGACUUCGUAGUGUACUACGACCGGUUGAUGCCAUCGCUGAAGUACAUCAUCAAGAACGGUGACACGGAAGAGCUAAAGCUGUUGCGCGGCAAAACGAUCGAGUGUGUCAGCUUGAUUGGUUUGGCGGUUGGUGCGGAGAAGUUCUUGUCCGACGCGUCGGACGUGAUGGAUAUGCUGCUGAAGACACACACCGAGGGUGAUCUACCGGAUGACGACCCGCAAACUUCCUACCUGAUAUCGGCCUGGGCACGUAUCUGCAAAAUUUUGGGCAAACAGUUCGAACAAUUCUUGCCGCUCGUAAUGGGACCGGUUAUGCGGACGGCAUCUAUGAAGCCGGAGGUAGCGCUGCUGGACAACGACGAGAUGCAGGGUGUUGAGAACGAUAGCAACUGGCAGUUUGUGAAUCUGGGCGAGCAGCAAAACUUUGUCAUCCGUACGGCCGGACUGGAGGAUAAGGCGUCCGCCUGCGAGAUGCUGGUGUGUUACGCACGCGAACUGAAGGAUGGCUUUGCCAACUACGCCGAGGAAGUUGUCCGGUUGAUGGUACCGAUGUUGAAGUUUUACUUCCACGAUGGUGUUCGAACAGCGGCCGCUGAAUCACUCCCCUACCUGCUGGACUGCGCCAAGAUCAAGGGACCGAACUAUCUCGAGGGCAUGUGGCUGUACAUCUGUCCGGAGCUGCUGAAGGCGAUCGAUUCCGAACCGGAAGCGGACGUGCUGACUGAGCUGCUGCAUUCGCUGGCGCGCUGUAUCGAGACGCUCGGUGCCGCCUGUCUAUCGAACGAAGCGAUGGAGGAAGUGCUAAAGAUCAUCGACAAGUUCAUGAAGCAACACUUUGAGAAGGAGGAAAAGCGUGCCCAGGCGCGGAAGGAGGAAGAUUACGAUGAUGGUGUCGAAGAGCAGCUCGCCGAAGAGGACGAUGCGGACAUUUAUCUGUUGUCGCGUAUCUCCGACAUUAUCCAUUCGCUGUUCGUCACGUACAAGGAUGCUUUCCUGCCGUCGUUCCAGCGCGUGGUGCCACACUUUGUUAAGCUGUUGCAGGCAUCAAACCCGUGGGCCGAUCGACAAUGGGGAUUGUGCAUAUUCGACGAUCUGAUCGAAUACACUGGACCGUUGUGCGUUCAAUAUCAGCCCUAUUUCCUGCAGCCCAUGUUGGAGUAUAUUAAGGAUGAACAACCGGAAGUACGACAGGCAGCUGUCUACGGGUGUGGUGUGCUGGGACAGUUCGGUGGCGAACAGUUCGCCGUUACCUGUGCUCAGGCCAUCUCCCUGUUGGUGGAAGUUAUCAUGGCCCCGGACAGUCGUGAACCGGAGAAUGUGAACCCAACGGAAAAUGCCAUCUCAGCCGUGACGAAGAUAUUGAAGUAUAACAACACAGCGAUCCCCAAUCGGGACGAAAUCAUUGCACUAUGGUUCACCUGGUUGCCGGUAGGUGAAGACGAAGAUGAGGCCGUGUACGUAUACGGUUAUCUGUGCGAUCUGAUUCAAGCGAACCAUCCUGUCAUACUCGGCGAAAACAACGUAAACUUACCACGCAUCGUAUCGAUCAUUGCGUCCUGUUUCUAUCGAGAAGCGGUAACCGUCCCGCACCCCGAAGCCGAACGGAUGCUCUCGAUCGUAAAGCAAAUCGAAGGUAAUCCGGACCUAUUCCAGGCAUGCAUUAACACAUUGUCGGCUGAACAGAAGGCGGCCCUCGAAGGUGCUUACCGGGCGGCAGCAGAAGCGACAGCGGCGGCUGCGGCAGCUGCAGCAUCCGCUGCUGGUGUGACGCAGUAAAUCAACCGCAAAACCAGCCAGGAUGUUUUUCUCUGUUCCUCUCUUCCUUUCCCUUACUUUCCUUUGAAUCCGUUUCCGCAUGUGAAACCCGCAGCUAUAUCAUGUAAUUUGCAAUGUAUUGCAAUUAUAGUUUCUUCAUCUACUUUCUUUUUCAUCGUCACCUACAUACAUACAGCAGUUUGUUGUUUGCACAUGUAAUCGGCCAGGCACAUAUAACUCAGCUAUAUGAUGCAGAGAGCAGCACCCGCACCAACAUUAAGAACUUCCCCAUGUGAGAUUCGAUUAGGUUUUUGAUGGACCAGGAACAAAAAAUUGCUUGUUGCUUUUUGAUACAAAUCUACAGUGAGAUGAGUAUUAGUUUUUUUUCCCAAACUUAUGUGCUCACAUUCAUUUUUAAUAUGUUCGCAAGAAGAAACGGGAUACAAAUUCUGAUUGUAUGUUUUCUUUUUGGUUUUAGCUCACCAACAGGGUGCUAGAGAUAUGUUUAACAAGAACGGUUAUGUUUGGUACAUUAAACUGGGUCCCCUGCACUUUUGUUAACUGUGGUUUUGUUGAAAGAUGUGUUGGCAUGUAUGGAUGGUACUCCAUGAAGCGGAUGCCAAUCGCUCUGUUUGUCAAACUCUUCUGUAUCGUUUUUUUUAAAUCGUUUGUGAUAUAGCUGGAACUUCGUAAUGCACCUCCAGAGAGUAUAAGAUACGAACUUUUUUUUUGUUAGUUCAUUGUUAGGUAGAGUCGUUUUCGCUGCCUUUAUCCCCGAGAAAAUCCCCCAAUGUUGGACCAAAGGCGGUAUUCUUCGAGGUUUGCGGCUGUAGCAGCACGAAACUGUAAAUAGAAAGAAGUACGAAACGGACACGGGUACGUUUCCGAUAUUAAACACGACACACACGUUACAAGAGCAGAGGAGUAGAAUGGAUGGAAUAGUUUUGUUGAUGCUCUUUCCAUUUCCUUCGCCGCGCGCAUGGUUGUUGAUUUGAACGAUCCUGUCGGGACGAGAAUUGAGUUACUAAUGUGGUUCUUGCAACUGGGUGGUGAACAUUUUUGAGCAUAGAAUAGAAUUCGGCACCUUGGGUGCGUUUGUACACGGGGAAAGAAAUGCGUAUAAAGAGUUGUGCGGCCGUUCGGCGUUGUUGGCAGUUGGCCAAAAUACAGUGGUCGAAAUUUCUGCAAGCCCCCACCAUCAGUUUUGAACAUAUUCCACCGGCAAAUAAAUACGAUCGUAAAAUGUAACUUUUUGCGAUAAUAUCCCUGGGUAAGGCCAAGUCUAUUAAUAAUCAUUACAUUUCGAUUAGACAGAUAUGGUCAGAAAUGAGCCUAACCAGUGGCUUAAUCUAAUGUACAAUUCAUAUUCGCUUGAAGGCAUUUUCUCCUCCCAACGGUGAUAGGUCGCCUUAUUCCGGGUGUGCUCGGCCGUAAAGGUCAACACUUUGUAUUGGUAAAAAUACUUCAAAGCAAGCCACCAAAAACGUUCAGUACUGAUCGGGGAACUUACAGAAAUAGCGAUCACCUGAAUCAUCAGGAGGCAUGGUGGAUGUUCUGCCGUAAAAUGGUGUUGAAGGGAGAGUAUAUAUAGCGGGUGUACUUGGGCUUGAUCAUACAGGCCUUGAUUACAGUUAGUACAGCGUAUCCUUUUUAGUGAAAUAUUAUACCGCACACAUCACUACGAAACGAGCAAACAGAUACUCUACACCAACGCAACAUUGGCGCGAAACAGUGCACUUUGCGCGCAUCACGAUCCUAAAGUUGAGCCACUGUCGCACCUUCAACAAUAUAUUGCUAUUAAACGAAACGAACAGUUUAACGAGAAUGAUAAAGCACGGCACUGGCGUGGGUAUAUAUGGUGAAGAAAGGAGGGUUUCUUGCACAGCGGGAACAGUGUUUGAUUUAUAGUGAAACCAAGUGAAACCUAUGGAAUAGUAUCCUAAGAAUUCUAUUCUCAAGCAUUAUUAUUGGAAGUAUGUCGCAAUGAAACGGAAAUAUAUUCUAAUUAAUC